Messenger RNA from Neltuma alba, 1434 nucleotides. Its product is annotated as probable aldo-keto reductase 1. The coding region runs from base 76 to 1122 and encodes 348 amino acids. The record is from RefSeq and is a predicted model, not a curated record. Lineage: Eukaryota; Viridiplantae; Streptophyta; Magnoliopsida; Fabales; Fabaceae. Gene Ontology annotation, cellular component: cytoplasm. The transcript is spliced from 7 exons.
AUAUUUCAGCCGUGCUAUAUACAUCGCCUCUGCAUCCACACGGUGAUACUGAAUAUCUGAAAUCCAUUCUCCAAAAUGGCCGCGCCUCACAUGUCUCGCGUUAAGCUCGGAACCCUAGGCUUUGAGGUUUCCAAGUUAGGAUUUGGCUGUUUGCGCCUUUCCGGAGUCUAUAACGCUCCUGUCCCUGAAGAGGUCGGAAUAUCCAUUAUCAAGUACGCAUUCAGUAAAGGGAUUACGUUCUUUGAUACAUCCGACUUUUAUGGAGCCAAUACCAACGAGAUUUUGGUCGGAAAGGCCAUAGAAGAGUUACCUAGAGAAAAAAUCCAGCUGGCAACGAAGUUUGGUGUUAAGGCAGAUUCAGAUUUCUUCGCUGAUAUUGAGGUCGUAGGUACACCGGAAUACGUGCGUUCAUGUUGUGAAGGCAGCUUGAGACGGCUUGGUGUGGAAUACAUUGAUCUCUAUUACCAGCAUAGGGUGGACAAGUCAGUGCCAAUAGAAGAUACGGUGGGUGAACUUAAGAAAUUGGUGGAAGAAGGAAAAGUCAAAUAUAUUGGAUUAUCUGAAGCUAGUCCAGACACAAUUAGGAGAGCGCAUGCGGUUCAUCCCAUAACAGCUGUGCAAAUAGAGUGGUCCCUCUGGACUCGUGAUGUUGAAGAGGGCAUAGUUCCUCUCUGUAGAGAGCUCGGCAUUGGAAUAGUGCCAUAUAGCCCUCUUGGUCGUGGCUUUUUUGGUGGUCGAGGAGUUGUGGAAACUGUGCCUGCACGUGGCUCCUUGAGUUCAUAUCCCCGAUUCCAAGCAGAGAAUUUGGAGAAGAACAAGAAAAUAUAUGAUCGGGUGGAAAGCAUUGCGAAGAAGCAUCAGUGCACUCCUGCUCAGUUAGCAUUGGCAUGGGUACUCCAACAAGGCAAUGACGUUGUGCCUAUCCCUGGAACAACGAAGAUUAAGAACCUAGAUCAAAAUUUGGAUGCACUGUCAUUGAAACUUUCAAAUGGGGACCUCAAAGAAAUUUCUGAGACAGUUCCCAUUGAUGAAGUGGCAGGUGAUCGGUACUUUAAGAGCAGGGACCAAUUCAGCUGGAGAUUUGCUAACACGCCCCCAAAAGAUUCCAAGGCCUCAAUAUGAGCGGAGAAUGCGGUAAUUUGUGUUACGAAGGCUGCUGUAACGGCAAUAUCAAUUUGAUUUUACUAUGAACGCAGCCUCCGGAACCCAGGCAUAGCAUAUGAUAGAUAGAAGCAUGGGCCAGACGCUUCGAGAAUUGAGUAUUCAAAUUGACGACCGAGGUUGUUCUUGGCAAUAGUCCCACAAUCACGAAUUAUACUUUUGUACUAUAAAAAAUUGGGAUUUCACUGCGCAUGCUCACACGAAUAUUUGCUUUCCUUAGAAACAGAUUUGAUAAGAAGGAAUUAGUUAUCAAUGACAUCUCAGUGUUUCAUA